Leguminivora glycinivorella is the source of this 2174-nucleotide messenger RNA. Its product is annotated as GTP-binding protein REM 1. The record is from RefSeq and is a predicted model, not a curated record. NCBI's taxonomy places the organism in Eukaryota, Metazoa, Arthropoda, Insecta, Lepidoptera, Tortricidae. Gene Ontology annotation, cellular component: plasma membrane. Gene Ontology annotation, molecular function: GTP binding; calcium channel regulator activity; GTPase activity. The coding region runs from base 1 to 1248 and encodes 415 amino acids. The transcript has 5 exons.
AUGUUUUUGAAUUGGGAGCGAUGCAACAAGUCCGCCGCCCGCCCGCCCGUCAGUACCGCCGCGACCAUGGCAUCGGACGGACGUACGAAGCGCUCGCAAUCGAUAUGCGCGCCGGCCUCCGCUAGCAUGGAGGCCUUAGUCGCCCCCAUGGAAACCACCCCCGCCCCCCGCAGGAGGCCCGCAGCCCGCUCCCAGUCAGCCAGGAUCACUGGAGGCCGAAGCGUGAGACACCGACGGCAGCAACAGCAACAACAACUGGACAGGGAGACCAGAGCGCGCUACAGCUCCGAACCGAGAUUAGCCGAAGCCGAAACACCCCCACAAGUUCGCAGACAAGCGUCAGCUCGACGCAGACCUCCGCCAGGACACAACACCCAACCACGCCGCUCCAACGCCUUCCUAGACGUCCCUAAACCACAUCAACAAGAACAGGAGGAGCCCGAUGAGGACUCCUACAGACUCCGCACCUUCAACAUCACACAGAAAGGAGGAAUCGUAAACCGUGGCGACUCAUUCCGCCGCCGCCGCUCACGAUCCGGUUCCCUCGCGCCUUCGCCCGCGCAGCCCGAGCCUAGCGAGCGGCGCGUGGUCGCCCUACACAGGGUCGCCAUGGUGGGCGCGCCUGGUGUUGGCAAAACGGCGCUGAUCAGCCAGUUUCAGACCAGCGAGUGUAUUAAUGCGUAUGACAGACAGAGAGAUCCUGACGCUGAACAGAAAGUAUCCAUCAUGCUAAACGGAGAAGAAUCAGAACUAUACUUCGUGAACUGUACUACUUCUAAGGAGGAAAUCGACCGCUCAGAGCCCCCAGACGCGUUCGUAGUCAUAUACAGCGUUGUCGACAAAGCGUCCUUCCAGAAGGCUGAACAAGAGCUGGCCAGGUUAUUGGACUGCGACAUGCUAAGGUCUAGACCUGCUGUGCUGGUUGGGAACAAAAUAGACCUGGCGAGGAGUCGAGCUGUCUCCACACAAGACGGCAAAUGCUUAGCGUGCACCUACAAAGCAAAGUUCGUCGAGGUCUCAGUCGGCAUCAACCACAAUGUGGACGAACUUCUCGUCGGUAUCCUCAACCAGAUCAGAUUAAAGAAGCAACAGUAUUCAGCCGAAGGCGGCAGGGAGUCGUCCCCAGCACAUUGGUACAAAUCCAGAGGAGUCGUUCGCGCUAGCAUGAAGGCCAGACAGAUGCUCACAUGGAUAUUCGGCAAAGAGGAUUCCAAAUUCAAAAACUGUGAGAAUUUAAACGUCCUGUGAGUAGAAAAUGACGGACCUGUGUUCGUCUAAUACAAUUUGGACUUUACAAGUGUGAUUAAGUGUAAAUUUGCAUUGUGUUCGUUUUAAGUGUUAUAUUCGAUUUUUGUUUUUAAUUUAGAACGAGGAAACGUAUCAGCCAGUUAGUAAAUGAUAAACGAGCAAAGGGUGAUGAAAGGCCUUUUCGAACCUGAAAUGUUAUUUGAAAUUUCAACGACAAAUUAUGAGUUGAGUAUGUAACUGUAAAUAAUUAUGCAUUAAUACACGGCGUGGCCCAUUUAUGACACUUAUUUCAUUCGACUCAUAAACCCACGCUUGUGUUUUAAUGCAUCUCAUUAUGUGCAGUCACAUAAAUUACUAUUUUCAUUAUAAGCUCGUUUAUCACAUGCACAGCAGUUGAUUGAUUAGGGUUCUUGGGCAAAAAAAAACACCAAUAACGCUAGGACAAAAAACAAAUGGGACCUAAGAUUCUUGUCAACAACAUUUAUAGUCUCAAUAACCAAAUAGGGCAACCCAAUAAAAGGGAUUGAAUGUUAUCUCACUUUUACAAAUGGACCCAUCUCUAUCGACCCCGAAACAAUCAAUUCGCUUACUAACGGCUCCAAAAUUUAAAUAUGCUUUAUCUCUCUCUUACGCGUAAGAAAGAAGAGUAAAGCCUACGUUUCCGAAAGGAGUAGUAACGCCAAAUAGCAAAUUGGUAGAAUAAAAAUGUUAUUGUGCCAAAUUUUCGAGAGAAUUUAAUCUAUAAUCGUUAAGUGUAGGUAAAGGAAAAGUGAGAAAAACAGUAUUUUCCCCGUGUUUAUCUUAAAAUGACGUAUCAGCAAUAUUUUACUCGUAAGUGACACAAUUUAUCAUGUAGUUUAAUAUCGAGUUUAUUGGACCAUGCUGUGUAUUGUAAGUAGGUAAACUUGUACCUAUGUAUAUUUACU